This is a messenger RNA of Fundulus heteroclitus (mummichog), 2023 nucleotides long. RefSeq lists its product as uncharacterized. Lineage: Eukaryota; Metazoa; Chordata; Actinopteri; Cyprinodontiformes; Fundulidae. The record is from RefSeq and is a predicted model, not a curated record. The transcript is spliced from 3 exons. The coding region runs from base 136 to 1020 and encodes 294 amino acids. Gene Ontology annotation, molecular function: nucleic acid binding.
GGAGCAGGCCAUGGUGGAAGAGGAGCAGGCCAUGGUGGAAGAGGAGCAGGCCAGGGAGGAAGAGGAGCAGGCCAACAAGGGAGAGAAGGUCCAUGAGGGAGAGCAAGACAACCUCAUACCAUCAUUACAGACGAGAUGCGAGCAACAGUUAUUGACCAUAUCAUUGUCCAUGGCAUGACAAUGGCUGAAGCAGGACUAAGAGUCCGUCCAAACCUGAGUAGGUUCACCGUGGCCACCAUUAUCAGGGCAUUCAGACAACACAACAGAGUUGAAAGAAUGCCACAUAGAGGUGGGCGGGUUGCCAUAUUUACAGCGGCACAAGAAACCCCCAUUGUGGAUAUGGUUCGUGAGAACAACCUCAUCAGACUCCGGGAGAUCAGAGACAAAGUCAUUGACGAUAAUGUGAACUUUGAGGGCAUUGAUGAUGUCAGCUUGGCCACAAUAGACCGAGUUCUCUGGCGCCAAAAGAUGCGGAUGAAACAAGUCUAUAGGGUUCCCUUUGAGCGAAACUCUGCACGACACAAAGACCUACGUUACGAGUAUGUGCAAAGGAUAUUACAGUUGGACGCGAUGGCCAGAUCUCAUGAGUACCUCUUCCUGGAUGAGGCUGGCUUCAACCUGCACAAACGAAGGCAAAGAGGCCGUAACAUCAUUGGCCAAAGAGCCAUCACUGAGGUUCCUGGCCAACGGGGGGGUAAUAUUACUCUUUGGGCUAUGGGUUUGGAGGGGCUUGUCCACCGGCAGGCUGUCCUUGGGUCUUACAACACCCAACGUCUCCUAACCUUCCUAGAGGAGCUAAAAGAUAUCCUCCUGGACCGCCAACAACACCAUCCUGGGCCCGAACAUCCCAUUUAUGUGAUCAUUUGGGACAAUGUACGCUUCCACACAACAAACCAAAUCAGUGAGUGGUUCACCACCAACAGUAACCACUUUUUACGUAAACGCCUGUCUGCCACCCUACUCCCCUUUCCUGAACCCUAUAGAGGAGUUCUUCUCAUCGUGGAGAUGGAAGGUUUAUGACAGACAACCAUACACUAGAGAAAACCUCCUAUGUUGACAUCCCAGUGGAGAACUUCCAAGGAUGGAUCCGCCAUUCCAGGGCAUUUUUCCCACGGUGCCUGGCAAGAGACAAUAUAGCCUGUGAUGUGGAUGAGGUGAUGUGGCCUGAUGCAGCUCAGCGACAUGAUGCCGCACAGUGAUUGUGGUGUAAAUACUGUAAAAUGAAUAAAAAAAACUUCACACCCUGAUCAUGUUUUCAAGAGUACUGUUGUGUGCAAUAGAUUCUGCUUUUGCAGUGAGUUGUGUUACAGUAGUGUACAGAAUUUACUAUAGAUUUAUACCCUUCAUAUGAAACUAACAAAUCUAAAUGCCCAAUCCUCUGCAGAACUCUAAGAAGAUCCAGAAUUGUAAAGUUUCUAAAAAUAUACAUUGGCAGUAAAGAAACAAAGAACCUUCUCACAAAUUGAGCAUUGUGUUUUCAAUUGUUUUGCUGUAGUGUGUAAUAAUGUGUAUAGUGUUUACAUUUUUGGAAGCUUCGAGCUGCUCUUUGGGUGUGAAAGUUUUAGUUUUGAAGGGAGAAGGUGUGGUUGUGUUUAUGUAGCUUUAGAAAAGGGUGUUGUGUUUAGACAUUGGAGAACAUGGACGAAACGUUUGUGAAAUGUGUUUUAGCAUUUGAGAAAAACUGUAAGAUAAACUAUGGUUCUUAACUCAGAUAAAAUAUCAUUGCGUCAAAUAAUGUUUUGUUUUAUAUAGUUCCUUCGCUUCUUUUUAUCUUAAUUUUGCUUAGUAGUUUUAGUUAAGUUUCACUAGCCUAGUACAGAGGAUUUGUUGAUUGAAAUACAAUGUUUAUUCAGAUUAACAGCAUUUUAAAGUGAUGUUCUCUGCAUGUUUAUUUUAGUUUGGUUAAUAAAUUAUUUAACUUGAAGAGAAGUUGUCACUUAUUUAUUCCGUGUUUGUGCAGAGUUUGCUGUAAAAAGAGCGCCCGUGCUCCAAUCAUCCCUUUCAACUAUUUUCCUGAUAUCAG